GUUUUAUUUGUUUUAAAAUCUUGUCAAAUUGGUUCAUUAAUCUUUCUUGUUGUUUCUGUUAGAUUUUAGGAGAGUCUUUGCUUUGUAAAAGAAUAUUUAUUUUCUAUGUUAUUUAGGUUUGAUCUGUUUUUUUUUAGUUUAUAAUCAUAUCAUGCAUUGUCUGAAAGAAUCUAGUUAGCUUGCCAAGAUAUAGGCGACCGUCAUGGUCAAACAAAACCAUCUACUAAAAAGGCCCUAUAUCUUGAUAUACUAUAUUCACUAAACCUACAAUUUGCUUUAUAAAUUAGGAAGUCCUAAAUACUUAAUUUAUUCAAUAGUUUAAGAAUCUAAAGUGUUGGUUGGUGUUGUGAUCAUUUCAGACACUCUUUUCCACAAUUAUCUUGAACUUUACUUGUUAGGUUCUUUUGAUGUGGUAAUUUACAGAUUCUAUUCUUUUUCAUCACAAUAAUAUUUAAAUUUAAAUACUAUAUUUUGUGUAGGUAGCUUUCUGUAUAGACCACAACCUUAAUUAGACUCAGUACAUAUGGAAAUUUCUCUAGUUGAUAUUUUUAGCAUGUGUUUGUAACUAAAAGUAUAUAUUAUCCAUAUAUAUGGCCAAAGUUCUGUGACUUGUUUGUUUCUGAUUGGGACGUUAUUAGUUAUCCAAUAAUAAAAAAUAAAUAUGUAUUAAUAAAGCAUUUAUAGUGUUUAAAGUGGACGAUCAUUUCCACUAAGAUAAGUCUGAACAUUGAUGCAAAUAUGAUAAUAUAACACUAUUAAAUCCAUGUUGAAUCGAAAAUGAAUUUGACACAUUGUUCUUCGUUUUGUAAUUUUUAAUUUUCCUAAAUAGUUGUAAACAAUGCAAAUCGGUUAUUUCAUAUCCAAAAAUAAAUUCAUUAAUAUUAAAAUAUUUAAAUUACCUAAUUCCAUGUUAUUGACUCGCUAGAAAAGCUAAGCUAGAAAUGUUUUAAUGAAUUUAGACAGUCUUUCCAGAAGUUUUACAUUCCAAUUUACAUCCACUAAACAGUAAUAUUGGUGACAUACAUAGAAGAUUAUUUAUAAUUUAAAAUUUAAUAUUUCAGUGUCCUAUUAAAUAAAUGAAAUAACAUUUCGUCCAUCAACUUUAAAUUAAUUUCACACAUAUUCUCCAAAUAUCUCAUCAUAAGGAUAAUUCAAAAAAUGUCUUAAAUAUCCAAAGAUAGUAACUCAUCCAACCAAAUCUACAAAAUUCGAGCAAUAGUAGGAUAUUAAAUUUGGUAAGAAUUCAUUACAUAAUUAUUCUUUAUAAACUAAAUGAUAAUACAUACCGAUUGGAUAAGUGUUGAUGUGAAAUUGGUGGGGAGUAUUCUUUCUCGAUCCAUCGUAAGGUUUAACUUCAAAUCGUCGGAAUAUUUUCCAUAUAUCUUCAUCAAAAAGCUGAAAUAGUGCUUGUCCAGUUAAUUAUGAGGAAGUAUUAAUUCAAUUCUACAACCUUAAUUUAAAGGGAAAGUAAUUAAAAUUUCUUGUACAAUAAACCAAAGAAAAAAAUUAAAUAAAUAUUACAUAGAACUUACAUUUGGGUCAGCAAAAAUAAGGUGCUUCUCUUUUAGAUUUAGCGGGCUUGUUGUUUGCCACACUCUUAAUACAUUUUCUCAAACUUCAACAUUAGUUGAUUUUUCAGUAAGUUCAGAAAUUAGGGUGUUAAUGUUUGUCAUGAAGUUAGACUUUCAAUUUUCCUCUGACUUUUCUUAAACGAGUGAGAAUUUUUUGGAGAAUUAUAAGAUUUGAAUUUUAAAUUGUUCUUUUGAAAUGUUUUCACUUUUCAUCGGAUAUUAAAGAGACAUCAAAGGAUAUAUAAGCGAGUGUCAAUAUUCAGAUCAUUAGGCUAACAUACUUAAAUGGUGAUAAUCAAUCAAUUUAAUAAUUUGUUAGGAUUGUCUUUCAAUAAAAUAUAUUUAUUUAUUAAUUAAAGUGUUGAAUAAAAAAAAUGCAUAAUAUAUGUAAUGUUACAAAGAUGAUUUUUACAUAUAAAGAAAACCAAAUCUUACUUAACUACAUCCGAUUUCUUAAAAAAAAAAAAUUUGCCUAUAAUAUAUUCAGUUUUUUUAAUAUUCUAAACGAUAAAAUAUAUGACGUUUGGUUCAAAAACAUAUAUUUUAUAUUAGCCUAAAAAUAUUAAAUUUUCUAAUAUUUAUAUAUGAAAAUAUAUUAAUUCAUCUACUAUCACUAUAAAAAUAAUUUUAUAUUUUUACAAUAUUCAGUGUCCAAAGUUUUCCAUUACUUAAUAAUUAUAUUAUUUACAUAAUAAAAUAUAUGUCAAAUUACUUUAUUAACCUAUUAAUGUAAUGUUCAUGACUAAUUCUCGUAUGAAUAUGAUGCUCUUAGUCAAAUAUAGUAAUUGUGAUCUAUUAUAUAUUAUUAUAUAGUAAAAAAAUAUUUGAUUUAUGAAUAUCCAAGAUUUAUAAUUUUAUUUGAACUAUCUUAAAAUAUUUUAUAGAUUUAUCUCUAUAAAUUUACAUAGUUAUUAGUAAAUAAUAUUUGAGACUCAAGUUCGGUUUUUUGGUAUAAGAUUAUUAACAAUUGUUUAGUCAAAUUGAUGGUAAAUUUUUUUAUAAGUUCUUCAUAACCGCUUAAUACCUUAAAAUAAAAUAAAAAGGGUUGAUUUUAUUCUACAAUAUAACACUCGAAUUUUAGCUAAACGAAACUAAAAAUAUUAAAUAUUAAGUUAUGUAAUAAUUUCUUCUAAACCAAUAUGCAAGAAAUUAAAGGUUAAAAUUAAUUCAUUGCCGAAGUAAAAGAAAAUAGUGAAAUAUGUUGGCAGAAAAAGGGUAAAUUUUUUUCAGAAUCUUGUUUAGGAAUUUAAAUUAAAUUUCAUUAGUAAUAAAAUUUGACAUAGACUAAUAUAACAAGAACAAUGAAGAAAUGGUGUUGACUAAUGACCACCAUCAUUAAUAAUUAAGAAAUGGUAUUGACAAAUGACCAAACUAAUUAAUAAUAAUUUAUUGCAUCUGUAUAUUUUCUUGACUGGAAUUUAUUGUUUUUUUUUUGGUAAUCAAUUUUUUUUUUUUCAUUUAAGAAAAAGAGCUUCAUAUUCCCUUUAUUCUACUUCGAACUUUUCUUCAGUCAGAUUUUUUGCGAUACAGAUUCAUCCUUUGGUGUGAUUGAUCAUGGCUGUCCCGGAAAAUGCUGAUGUGAAAGUGGACUCUUGUGAUCAAAACCUAGACAACAACACUGCUUCAUUAGCAGCUACGAUGAUGCCGCCAUCUCCUGGUGAUCAGAACCCUGAAUCCAACUCUUCUGUUGAGACACCAAACUCAACAAAGGGAAAUGAAGGGGCUCUCAACAGUGAGAUAAGUCAUAUGGGUGUUAAGUUUUCUAAACUUAAUCCGAUGGCUAAGGAGUAUGUUCCACAGCCCCUUGCUCCAACCCUCCCUGUGUUUGUGGAGAAUAGCUUAUGGUUUACCAACAGUUUCGCAAUGCAAGCUUUCUCUGCUGAGGACAAUGACCUUUUCGAUACAAGGAGAAUGAAUUUUUGCCAAUGGAAGCCAAGGAUGAGCAAGAAAACAAGCCUGGCUCAGAAGGAAGAAGCAAUCAGGAGAACUGUCCAUGUCUUAGACAUUGAUCAACAGGUUACUGAGGAGCAACUUGCUGGUCUCUUUCAAUCAUGUGGGCAGAUUGUUGAUUGUCGUACAUGCGGUGACAAUAAAUCUAGUCUCCGUCUUGCCUUCAUUGAGUUCGCUGAUGAAGAGGGAGCUAGGUCUGCUGUAAGCCUAUCAGGAACUCUGUUUGGUUCUUAUCCUAUAAAGGUUCGUCUUUCAAAAACAGCUAUUGCACCUGUGGACCCGAGUCUUCUUCCAAAGUCUCAGGAUGAGCGUGAGAAAUGUGCAAAGACUGUUUACUGUACUAAUAUCGACAAGAAGGUCACUCAGAUGGAACUGGAAGAUUUUUUUAAAACAGCAUGUGGGGAGAUUCAACAUGUGAGGCUUGUUGGAGACUGUCAUCACCAAACCUGCAUUGCUUUUGUUGAAUUUAAGCUGGUGGAAAGUGCAGUUUCUGCUCUUAAUUGUAGCGGUAUUGUCUUGGGCGGUCUCCCUUUAAGGGUGAGCCUGUCAAAGACACCAGUGAGGCUAGACCAACCUGAUUUAAACUAAUGGUAACUGCAAACCGAUCAAAGAGCUCAUCAAUUCAAGGAGAUAAAGAGCGAUCAAAUGUCAUUUUAAAGAUACUCAGAAGCGUUUUAUGUUCAUAUAAUUAACAAUCCUUUUUGUUACUUAACCACCUCCCAGACUUUCUCCUUCUUCUCUUUGCGUGAUGAAAAACCAAAUUGUUCGUUUUUUAUAUUCAUGGAUCAUUUUAAGACUCUUUUUGGGGAAUCUUUUAUUUUGCUCUAUCUUAUGUCUGAAUCUCCAUGCAUAGACAUCUGGUAAGAGUACUCAGUGUGUUUAAAAUCUUGUCAAAUUGUUUCAUUGAUCUUUCUUUUUGUUUUUGUUAGAUUUUUGGAGAGUCUUUUCUUUGUGAAAGAAUAUUUACUUUCUAUGUUAUUUAGGUUUGAUCUGCUUUUUCUUUUAGUUUAUAAUCAUAUCGUAGUCUGAACGAAUCUAGUUAGCCUAUCAAGAUAUAGACGACCAUUCCCUUAUGGUCAAACAAAAUCAUCUACUAAAAAGGCACAAUAUCUUGAUACUAUAUGUUCUUUAAACCUCCAAUUUGUUUGAUAGAUUAAAAAAUAGUACUAAAUACCUUGAAAUUGUUUAAAAUUUGGUUGGUGUUGUGAUCACUUCAGACACUCUUUUCCAUAAUUGUUUUGAACUUUACUUGUUAGGUUAUUUUGAUGUGGCAAUUUACAGAUUAUAUUCUUUUCCAUUAAAGUUAAUGCUAUCUUUUUGUGUAGGUAGCUUUCUGAUAAAAUUGAUUAAACUUUGAAUUAUAGAUCAAACUUUUCAAUUCAAUUGUCUGAGUUGGUUUGAUUUCUUUGAAUUAUAAAUCCUUGGCAAAAACUACACGACCAAGUGUGAAACCACAACUAAAAGUAGACACAAUACAUAUGGAAGUUUCUUUAGUUGAUAUUUUUAGCAUGUGUUUGUAACUAAAAGUAUAAGUUAUUCAUCUAUAUGACCAAGUCCUGUGACUUGUUUGUUUCAGAUGGGGACGUUAUUAAUCUAAUAUAAGAAAUAACAUAUUCAAACGUUGAAGAGUUUAGCGGAAAGAUAAACGUCAACUUAUCAGACCAUUGUCAGCUUGCCGGUCAAGAUAGUGGAAAAUACGUAUACGUCAACAUAGUGGUAUAUUUCUUGCGGCGUAAGACAAGCUCCCUUCACAACCGGAUCACUGCAUCGACCAUAGCAAAAAUCAAACCGGACCGUACGUCUAGUAGACGAUUCAUGAAGGCAACGAAUUUAAAUUUUUCUGGUUAGUUAUGAUUUGAGUUAGCCACUUGAGCUCAGCCAAUUAAACCAAUAGCCAUAAACGUCGUCAGAA
Brassica rapa (field mustard) is the source of this 5433-nucleotide messenger RNA. RefSeq names its product polyadenylate-binding protein-interacting protein 13. The record is from RefSeq and is a predicted model, not a curated record. Gene Ontology annotation, molecular function: RNA binding. NCBI's taxonomy places the organism in Eukaryota, Viridiplantae, Streptophyta, Magnoliopsida, Brassicales, Brassicaceae.